This is a messenger RNA of Polistes dominula (European paper wasp), 1025 nucleotides long. RefSeq names its product mitochondrial ribosomal protein S2 (gene mRpS2). Gene Ontology annotation, cellular component: mitochondrial small ribosomal subunit; ribosome. Gene Ontology annotation, biological process: translation. Gene Ontology annotation, molecular function: structural constituent of ribosome. NCBI's taxonomy places the organism in Eukaryota, Metazoa, Arthropoda, Insecta, Hymenoptera, Vespidae. The record is from RefSeq and is a predicted model, not a curated record.
CCCUCUUUGGACACUCUUAGGACGACACUCUUUGAAAGAUGUGAAUUCGACUGUGAUUAGAAAUGAAUAGUGAAUAAUGAUUAUAGGUUAAAAAGAAAAACAAAUAUUUCUACAAACAUUUCAAACGUCCUUUACGCAUAAUGGCUAGAAUUGCAAUAGAAAAAUAUUUACAAAAAUGUAAAUCCAAUCAUUUGGUAUACAUUUUUACGAGAGGGAAAUGUUCUUAGAGCAUUUAGAUCAAAUGUUUAUCGACAAGAAAUGUCAACGCAAGCUUCCACUAUUAUUAGGCAAGAAGAAACAAAUGACGAAACUAAAUUCACCAUUAAUCCUCUGAAACAUCCAGACUUUUUUCAAGUACACAAUAUUUUUACUGUCAAAGAUUUAUUUGACGCAAUGGUACACUAUGGUCACAAGGAAGGUACUUUACAUAAUAAUAUGCGUCCUUUUAUAUUUGGAUCUAGAUUAGGGCACUUGAUAAUAGAUUUAAACCAAACGGCUGAACUCUUACGACAAGCAUUGAAUUUUGCUGCUCAUAUCGCAUUUCAAGGUGGAUUAAUUUUAUUUAUUUCGAAAAAUCCUGCAAGUACUUACAUUGUAGAAAAAACAGCUAAGGAGUGUCAAGAAUAUGCGCAUACUAGAAACUGGAAAACUGGAACAUUUACUAAUUCUGUUAGAAUGUUUAAAUUGGAAACUAGAUUACCCGAUCUCUGUAUAUUUAUUCACACUCUUGACAAUGUAGUCGCACCGCAUCCUGCAAUCAUUCAAGCAGCAAAAAUGUGUAUACCUACAAUUGGUAUUGUUGAUACAAAUUGUAAUCCUAAUCUUAUAACGUACCCAAUUCCUGGUAACGAUGACACACCCAGUGCUAUUGAACUUUAUUGUAAACUUUUAUCCGCGGCAAUACUGCGUGGUAAAAAUGCUAGGAAAACUAUUUUACAAAAGUCAUCGAAUAGCAAAGAAUCUAUCGAAUAGCAAUUGUUAAUGUUUCAUAUGUAAAAAUGUAAAAUACAAUUCUCUCUUCAAUA